This is a messenger RNA of Thlaspi arvense, 222 nucleotides long. Lineage: Eukaryota; Viridiplantae; Streptophyta; Magnoliopsida; Brassicales; Brassicaceae. The record is from the annotation of a GenBank genome assembly.
AUGGAUCCAUUCAUCAAUUUACCAUCAAGUUCGCAAAUUGAAAAUCAAGGCCUGAGCCGUGCUUUUGAGAACCGAGGUGGCUUCGCAACUGAUUCGUUGAAUCCUUCUCAAAGAAAGUAUUCAGUUUUCCUUUACAACCAUGACAACGCUACUUUUACACAACUGAGAGCUCUGCUUCUUCAAGCUUUGACCAGGCGUUCACUCCGUUUAACAACAAUUUGA